GGAGGAGAGAAUAAACUGCGUAGCCAAACAAUCCAAAACUCCAAGAAUCAAUCAAUGGGUUCUCUCUCUCAGUAAAAAAAGUUAAUCGACAGUCCCGCCCUUCACUCCCACUCGAAUUGAAUCGUACUCGCUACUCUUCUUCGCCAAGAGUUCAAUUUUAUUUCUCCGUCAUGAGUUAUCCGAUUAUGAUCUCCGACGAUGAUGCUACUCCUCCUCAUAAGAGGCCUCGAAACAAUCCUCCCACCCCUACCCCUACCCCUACUGUUUUCAACAUUGAAACCGAAGCUUCUUCUUCUCCUCCUUUGCUCGUCGAUGACGACGACGAUGUCGUCACUGUAGUCAAGUGUCCCUUUGCUUCCGUAGCUGGCUCCUCUUCGCGAGGCCAUGAAGAAAAUUUCACCGGUAAAGGAGUAAUAUCUCUUCUUGACUCGGAUUCUGAAGAAGACACUCCCAGAUCUCAACCCCCCAUUAAUGCUCACCAACAUUGUCGACUGGACUCUGUUACCAGUGAUACAGAUUCUGAUCAUAGUACUGAUUGGUUGCGGGGUCCCAGUUCUCAAUCUUCACUUCCCAAAGUUUCUAUCCAGGUGGAUUCGGACCAAGAGAAUGAAGACAUUAGUGCUGAGAAAACGGGUAGCCAAAAGCAGACAUCAGGUUCUAAAAGUCCAUCUCUUUCUGGUAACGCUGUGCCAAGAAAGCGUUUGUCAAAGGAUGAAAGAAUCCGUGCGGCAGAGGAAAACAAGUUAAGAAAAGAACAAGAGAAACGACAGAGAGCUGCCUCGAAAGCAGAAGAAGCUGAGAAAAGAAAGUUGGACAAGGAAAUGCAGAAACGGCCGCUUAAAUCUAUCAUCGUCGAGAUUGAUCUUCAAUUGGUUGAAGGAGCCCUUGGAGCACCUCUGAUCUCACUGUUCGCUGAGAAAGGCAUUACAUACCGUGUCACCUCUAAUCCAAUCAAGAGUUCUAUUGUGUGGACAAUGACGACACUUCCAGACGAUGUUUCUCAGAAGAUUCCAUAUGUUUUACUUGUGUACGAGGCUGAAGAGUUUUGCAAUCUUGUUGGUAAUGAAAGACUUCUAGAAAGCAUCUCGAGAGUUCGGGACCAAUACCCAUCUUAUACAGUUUGCUACCUCACAAAUAACUUAAUGUCCUACGUGAAAAAAAGGGAAAAGGAAGGUUAUAACAACGUGGGAAAAUCCAAUGGUUGGAGUCGACCUCCUAUUGAUGAGAUGCUUGCAAAGCUAACAACGCACUAUGAUGGAGUGCAUUCCAGGCAUUGUAUAGAUGGGCCUGAGGUGGCUGCACAUGUUGUUGGUUUAACCAGCAGUCUGGCCUCUUGCCAGUUCAGGAAAAAGUCAUCUCGGUUAUCAGUAAAGGCUGAACGUGUGGUAGCCUCCAUGAAUUCAGUUGACAAGCACUUAAUUAAAAAGAGUCCAUGGUUAAAAGCAUUAGUAGCAAUACCAAAUGUGCAGCCAAGAUAUGCAGUAGCAGUGUGGAAGAAAUAUCCAACAAUGAAGUCUCUUCUUAAGGUGUAUAUGGAUCCUAACAAAUCAGAAAAAGAGAAGGAGCUGCUUCUAAAGGGCUUGAAGUUAGAAGGGUUAACAGGAGAAGACAGAAACUUAGGAAUAGUUGGUUCUAAGAGGAUAUAUAGAGUUCUCAUGUCUAAAUCUGGAGAACUUAAGAUUGAUGAAGUGGAGAACAGUCCUUCACAGAAUUAUUCUCCACAUGACUUGGACUAGAACAUUGUCAGACAAAAACCGUAGAGUGAUUGUGUUUGAGAUUUAAUUUUUGUACAUGUAUGCAAGUUACUAACGUGAGAAAAAGUUUAUAAUCUCAUAACUUUCUUCUC
This is a messenger RNA of Raphanus sativus (radish), 1846 nucleotides long. RefSeq names its product crossover junction endonuclease EME1A. Bases 171 to 1736 code for a protein of 521 amino acids. Gene Ontology annotation, biological process: DNA repair. The record is from RefSeq and is a predicted model, not a curated record. Lineage: Eukaryota; Viridiplantae; Streptophyta; Magnoliopsida; Brassicales; Brassicaceae. Gene Ontology annotation, molecular function: nuclease activity; DNA binding. Gene Ontology annotation, cellular component: nucleus; Holliday junction resolvase complex. The transcript has 11 exons.